This is a messenger RNA of Apis cerana (Asiatic honeybee), 1088 nucleotides long. RefSeq names its product ATP synthase subunit s, mitochondrial. The record is from RefSeq and is a predicted model, not a curated record. NCBI's taxonomy places the organism in Eukaryota, Metazoa, Arthropoda, Insecta, Hymenoptera, Apidae.
AUAACGACUGAUAAGAAUUUAAUAGCUAAUUACGAUUUAAAAUUCCAUUCAAUUGUUUGUGAUUCAAUAUUUCUCGUAUAUAAUGUAGCAAAAAAAUUACCAUCGGAUUCAAAUAAAAUUUUUUUAUUAUCUAUUGAAAAAAUUUUUUCGCCAUCUAUUGAAAUAUUUAUAUCCUAUUGCUCAAAUAUUUAGAUAUAUUACGUAUAAUUUAGAAAAUCUUUUAUUAGAAGUACUAAUAAAAUAUUAUUUCGAGAGCAUUACAAUUAUAGCUAUAACAAUUUUAUACUUUAAAUAAAUAAUAAUGAUUUCAUUCUAUGAUUUAUUUUUUAUAUCGCAUAACCUAAGUGUUUGAUUUCCAAUAAUAUUUUAAUUAAAUUUUUAACAAUAUAAAAAAAUAUAUUUUUAACAAUGGCAACCUAUACAUUGAAUAGAUUAUCUGUUUUUUUUCAAACUAUAAGAGGUCAAAAUAGGUCUUUUUUUUAUUGGGUUACUGUUGUAUUCAACAGAGUUGAUGCUGACCGUAUAAAAGAAAUUGGUCCUGACCGUGCUUGUGCAGAAUGGCUUUUAAGAAAUGGAGCAUUCGUUAGAUGGAAAAAUUUUUCUGAACAAUUAACUGAUUAUAAUGCAUUACCAUCUCAUGGAAAUUAUUACAUUGAAGCUAUUGAAGCAAAUAAUGCUGGCAUAUGUGAUGUUGGAUUCCCACAUUUUGAGGGAUGCAAAUAUAUAAAAGAUUUAAAAUUUGAAGAAUGCAAAUAUAUUAAUAAUAAUGCUUUACCACAUUUAUCACUUCUUCAAGAUUCAUUAAUUAAUUUGGAAAUUAUAAGAUGUAAAAGUAUUGAUGAUAAUGGUCUACGUGAAUUGAAAAUACUUAAAAAUUUGAAACAGUUAAAAAUUAAAGGAUUACCAGCUGUCACAAAUGAUAUUAUUUAUAAAGAACUUACUGAAGCUUUACCCAAUUGUAAAAUCGACAUUGAAUAGAGAUUUAUAUUUUAAUAUUAAUUAAUUUAUUUUUCACAAAUGUUUCAAAAAUAUAUAUGCAUGAUGAUAAAGUGUGUGAUAUAAGAAAUAAAAUAUAAAUAAAAUAAAAA